AUGUGGCCGACACAGAGAAAAACUGGACAACAGUGCACAAGUCAGGAAGGGAUAGAGGGGGCCAUGUUAGUGUCUUGGAAUAUACGGGGGCUGAAUAAAGCUGGAAAAAUUAGGGAGAUUAGCUCCCAUCGCCUGAAUUUCCAUACUGAUAUUGUCAUUCUUAUUGAAACUAGGGUUAAAAAAGAUAAGGCUAAUGCCAUUAGGGAUAAACUUCAGCUGAAGGGUAUCUACAUGGAUAAUUACAAUCAUCAUGCCAAUGGUAGAAUUUGGAUUCAAUGGGAUAAUACUAAAGUGGAUCUUAGGUAUUUGGAAAAUAGGAAGAGGCUUUGGAAGGAUAUGAAGGAGUUGCAUAGUCGAUAUGUUGGGCCUUGGUGUGCCAUUGGUCAUUACAAUAAUGUAGCCACAGCUAAUGAAAGAAUAUGUGGGAAACUUAUUGUGGAAUCAGAAUAUGUGGAUUUCAAUAACUUGUUGAAUGAUGCAGGGCUUUGUGAGAUGGAUAACAAAGGGGAUUACUUUACUUGGUCUAAUAAACAGAGUGAGAAUCCUAUCUAUUCAAGGAUUGAUAGGCUUAUUGCCAACACUGACUGGUUCCAGGGUAAUAAUGACCUUGUAUUGAAUGUGCUAUCCCCUCAUAUCUCUGGUCAUGCUUUGCUCUACUUGAGUAAACCUACUGUGGCCAGGAAAAAGAUAAGGUUUAGAUUUAACAACAAUUGGACUGAUAUUGAGGGCUUUCAAGAAUGUGUAAGGCAAAGUUGUACCAAGACUACAUAUGGAAGGCCCAUGGAGAUUUUAUGGAGAAAGCUUAUGAGACUUCAGCCUGAACUCAAAAAACUAAACAAACAGGUUACUGAUCUACAACAGAGGAUUAUCGAUACUAGAAAGAACCUGGAUCUGGCUUAUGAUGCUCUUAAGUCUCAGCCUAUGGACAAGAGUAAUAUUCAAAGGGUUAGAAUAUAUACUAAGGAAUUAGUGAAAUGGAAUGGUAUGGAAGAGCAGAGUAUGUUGCAGAGGACAAAAAUCAAUUGGCUCAGGAUGGGAGAUGGUAAUAAUGCUUUUUUUCAUGCCUAUUUUAAAGCCAGAAACAAUACCAAGAGUAUUCAAUUCUAG
Messenger RNA from Vicia villosa (hairy vetch), 1107 nucleotides. RefSeq lists its product as uncharacterized. The transcript has 3 exons. Bases 1 to 1107 code for a protein of 368 amino acids. NCBI's taxonomy places the organism in Eukaryota, Viridiplantae, Streptophyta, Magnoliopsida, Fabales, Fabaceae. The record is from RefSeq and is a predicted model, not a curated record.